UGUUUUUCUGUUUGCCCUCAGGAAGGCAGAGCCACAGUCAACCAGGACACAAAGCUGGACAACAGGGUGAUUGAUCUCAGGACCACCACCAGCCAGGCCAUCUUCCGCCUGCAGUCAGGAGUGUGCAAGCUCUUCAGAGACACCCUCACCAAUAAGGGCUUUGUGGAGAUCCAGACCCCUAAAAUCAUAUCAGCUGCCAGCGAGGGCGGAGCCAAUGUCUUCACUGUGUCUUACUUCAAGACCAGCGCCUACCUGGCCCAGUCCCCCCAGCUCUACAAGCAGAUGUGCAUCUGUGCUGACUUUGACAAGGUCUUCUGUGUGGGUCCAGUUUUCAGGGCAGAGGACUCCAACACCCACCGUCACUUGACCGAGUUUGUGGGUCUGGAUAUCGAGAUGGCCUUCAGCUAUCAUUACCACGAGGUCAUCGACUCCAUCACUGACACCAUGGUGCAGAUCUUCAAGGGCCUGAGGGACAACUUCCAGACGGAGAUCCUGACGGUGAACAAGCAGUACCCCAGCGAGCCUUUCAAAUUCCUGGAGCCAACUCUGAGGCUGGAGUACACCGAGGCUCUGGCCAUGCUGCACCAGGCUGGGGUGGAGAUGGGCGACGAGGAAGACCUCAGUACACCCAAUGAAAAGCUGGUAAUAAUUUUGUUAUCCACGAAAUAUGAUACUGACUUCUAUGUGCUGGAUAAAUACCCCCUGGCUGUGAGACCCUUCUACACCAUGCCUGACCCCAACAACGCUAAAUACUCCAACUCCUACGACAUGUUCAUGAGGGGAGAGGAGAUCCUGUCUGGAGCUCAGAGGGUCCACGACGCUCAGCUGCUGACUGAGAGGGCCAUGCAUCACCAGAUCGAUCUGGAGAAGAUCAAGUCUUACAUCGACUCCUUCCGUUAUGGAGCCCCCCCACAUGGAGGCGGAGGCAUUGGCCUGGAGAGAGUGUGCAUGCUGUACCUCGGCCUCCACAACAUUCGUCAGACCUCCAUGUUCCCACGUGACCCUAAACGCCUCACACCCUGAAGCCUUAACCACAAAGCAGGUGCUGGUGAUGGGAAACAAUACUAAUACAAUUCCACAAUACACAUAGAGGGAGAGAAUAGGAGCUAGUGCCACCCUAUGACUCUAAUGUGCCACUUUGACUAACCAAUAAGAUGGGAGAGUUAUGCAUUUGCAACAGAGGCAUGUACUUUAUUGAUAGGUGUACAGGGCUGUCUUACAACAACAAAUAACAUACAAAAGAGAAAAAGGAGUUGGCUGGAACUUCCUGUAGAGCUGCAUACACUUAAUCCAUCUUUGAAUCAACUCAGUGUUUGUCUUUUUCUAUGUUAAAAACACGUUAACACAGAAGAGUCCCUCCUACUACCAGCACAGACUAAGGACUAAUUAUUGUGGUCUCCAGCAGUGUUCCUGUAACUAAAGGUGUUUUGUAUGUCAUAAGAGGACUGAACACAAAGUAAUAAUAAAAACUUCAACAAAUA
Notothenia coriiceps (black rockcod) is the source of this 1481-nucleotide messenger RNA. RefSeq names its product aspartyl-tRNA synthetase 1 (gene dars1). The annotation marks the transcript as partial. Gene Ontology annotation, cellular component: cytoplasm; cytosol; aminoacyl-tRNA synthetase multienzyme complex. Lineage: Eukaryota; Metazoa; Chordata; Actinopteri; Perciformes; Nototheniidae. The transcript has 11 exons. The record is from RefSeq and is a predicted model, not a curated record. Gene Ontology annotation, biological process: aspartyl-tRNA aminoacylation. Gene Ontology annotation, molecular function: RNA binding; aspartate-tRNA ligase activity; ATP binding.